Molecule: messenger RNA, 399 nt
Organism: Neurospora tetraspora
Lineage: Eukaryota; Fungi; Ascomycota; Sordariomycetes; Sordariales; Sordariaceae
Exons: 2
Coding region: 1-399 (132 amino acids)
Source: RefSeq, a predicted model, not a curated record
AUGACUGCUUCUCUUACCGAGUCUGUCAUGGACACAGCAGAGGCAUCCGUUGCGUUCAGCUGUCUUCGUUACAUAGGAGGAGGUGGUUGUUUGGAGUUCGACAUUGUGAGUGCCAAACUCCGACCAGAUCUUCCGCCGCUGAAAGAGAGCACCGCGAACUUUGCAUUGGUCGCCGCCAACUCCCCACGCACCGCCUCCAGUUUUUUGGUGAAUUCUCCCAUUCUCUGCAGUCAAUACAUUGCGGAUGGUGAUAGACAUCGGGAUGUCGCAUUCGUGAAAAUCCACGAACCCUUCGAAGGUACUUUGAACUUGUUCAAAUACCAAAACACGCCUAUCAAAGACACAGCUGUGCUGGGCGUUGUUGGUUAUCCCGGAAGCUCCCGCUGCCGUGUUGCUUAG